Messenger RNA from Oryzias melastigma (Indian medaka), 1758 nucleotides. It is a transcript of the gene scrn3, whose product is annotated as secernin 3. The record is from RefSeq and is a predicted model, not a curated record. The transcript is spliced from 8 exons. Gene Ontology annotation, biological process: proteolysis. Lineage: Eukaryota; Metazoa; Chordata; Actinopteri; Beloniformes; Adrianichthyidae. The coding region runs from base 222 to 1469 and encodes 415 amino acids. Gene Ontology annotation, molecular function: cysteine-type exopeptidase activity; dipeptidase activity.
AUUUGGGUUUUUUUGCCAUUUACUCAUUUCAGUUCAGAUUGGUCACAUUAAUGAUAAUAUUUAACAACAAAUAAAGUACUGACUUCAUUUCAGUCACGUGGUAAUACUGUUUCCGGUUAUACGUCGUCUACUGUGACCUACAGCAUGAAAUCGUGCAGAAACAAGCAGGAAUAGAAACUGAUACUUACCUCUUCUGGGGAAACAGGCAUUGUGAAGUAAAAAUGCUCCCAUCUUCCUGUGAUACCUUUGUUGCUCUACCUCCUUCAACUGAAGGACAAAGCAUCGUUUUUGGGAAAAACUCAGACAGACCCUGUGAUGAAGUGCAGGAGGUUGUGUAUUUUCCUGCCAAAGAUUAUCCAGCAGAGGAGAAAGUUGAGUGCACAUAUAUAGAGAUUGAACAGGUUGCCCACACGUAUGCAGUUGUGUUGAGCAAACCGGCAUGGUUAUGGGGAGCUGAGAUGGGAGCAAAUGAACAUCAAGUGUGCAUUGGAAAUGAGGCGGUGUGGGGCAGAGAGAGUGCUGAUGGUGAAGAAGCUCUUCUUGGUAUGGAUCUAGUCAGGCUUGGACUUGAAAGAGCUAAUACAGCCGAGAAAGCUGUGAAUGUCAUAACUGAGCUGCUGGAGAAGUAUGGUCAGGGUGGAUCAUGCAUGGAGGAUGAAUGUAACUUCACCUAUCACAACAGCUUCCUCAUAUCAGACCGGGUUGAAGCUUGGCUGUUGGAAACUUCAGGAAAGUACUGGGCAGCAGAGAGAAUUCAAGGUGGACAUAGGAACAUCUCAAACCAGUAUUGCAUUACUACCAAGAUCGACAAGGAACAUCCAGGAAUGCGGGAGUAUGCCCGAAGCAAAGGCUGGUGGGACGGAAAGACCGAGUUCAACUUUGCUGCCGUCUACUCCUAUCUGACCACAGCCAGAAUAGAGUCUGCUGGAAGCCGAUACUGUGAGGGAAAGAAACUGUUGGAGCAAAGCAACGGUCACAUCACUGCAGAAGUUAUGAUGCAAAUCCUGAGGGAUAAAGACAGUGGCAUAAACAUGGAGGGAAUGUUCAUGACAACAGGAAGUAUGGUGUCCGUGAUCCCCACUAAUCCCGCUCUGCCAGCGGUUCACUAUUUCACAGGAACUCCAGAUCCUCAAAGGUCUGUAUUUAAACCGUUCAUCUUUGUGGAAAACGCUCAUCUACUAAAGGAGACUUCCUCCCACAGUUUUGGUCCAGAUGAUCCAGUGAAGAAGAAACCUCGCUUCCAGAGCAAGCCUGACCGAAAACAUCCACUGUUUGUCAAGCAUGAAGUGGUGACUGCCAUCAUCGACACUUACAAGGAUAGAGGACAGAAGAUCAUAGAAAGCAUGAGGCAGCUGGAGAAGGAAAACUUGAAAAAAAUGGAGGGAGUCAGCAUUGAUGAGCCUGACCUUUUGGUUGACCUUUUCUCCCUGUCCGUUCAGGAGGAGAUGUCUCUGUACAGCAAAAGUUGAGCUUUGUAAAAUGAAUAAGCUUGACCUAAAUUGUAUGUAGCCACAUGUUUCAGUUUUUUGCUAAAAUUCAGUACAAAUUACCAAAAAACAUCUAUUAAACGAGCACAAAUUUGAAGUAAAUGACAGGAUUUUUCCUUUUUUUCUUUAAUCAAAUGAGUCCUAUUGUCAAACUCAUUUAAUCCGUAAUAUGAUUUUUGUAGAUUGAUAAAUAAUUUUAAAACAAAUGUGCACUUUGUAAAAAAAAAUACUCUGCACCUUAUUGUGAAUUAAUAAAAUUUUUAUUACACAA